GUCGGGGACCCCGGCAGACGUCAUGGGCCGGAUCACAGAAGAUCUUAUUAGACGGAAUGCUGAACACAAUGACUGUGUAAUUUUUUCCCUGGAGGAACUCUCCUUGCAUCAGCAAGAAAUAGAGAAAUUAGAACAUAUUGACAAAUGGUGCCGGGAUUUAAAAAUCCUUUAUCUUCAAAAUAAUCUCAUUGGAAAAAUUGAAAAUGUUAGCAAGCUCAAGAAACUUGAAUAUUUGAAUUUAGCUUUGAAUAACAUUGAAAAAAUUGAAAAUUUGGAAGGAUGUGAAGGGCUAACAAAACUUGACUUGACCGUCAACUUCAUUGGUGAGCUGAGCAGUGUUAAAACCCUCCAGCACAAUAUCCACCUGAAGGAACUCUUUCUCAUGGGUAACCCAUGUGCUGAUUUUGAUGGCUAUAGGCAGUUUGUUGUGGCAACUCUUCAACAAUUAAGGUGGUUGGAUGGUAAAGAAAUAGAGCGUUCAGAAAGGAUUCAAGCAUUGCAGAACUUUCCAGAAAUUGAACCAUCUAUCAAAGAGCAGGAAAAAAUUUACUGUCUUAAACGAGCCAAAGAAAAGGAAGCGACUCAGAAAAAAGUUCAGGAAGAAUGUGGAAAGGAAAAAAAGAGAAGUCACAAAGAGAAUUUCAGGCAAGAUUUCCAUUUGGAUGUAAAUGGUGAUUGCCCGUCUUCUGUAGGGGGUCAUGACCACCUUCAGAUACCAGAUAGACAAGAAGGGGCAUGCAACAUGAAGAAAUCAGAUGACAUUGAAGAUGACUUGGAAUUUUGGAAUAAGCCCUGUCUGUUUACCCCUGAAUCGAGGUUGGAAACUCUUAGGCAAAUAGAAAAAACACGAAAUGAACAAGAAUCAUCAAGUGAAAAGAAGAAAGUGAAACAACCCAGGACCUUGAUCACUGAAGAUGGAAAAGUCCUGAAUGUAAAUGAACCUAAAUUGGACUUCUCUUUGAAUGAUGAUGAAAAACAUCACCAGAUCAUCCUGGACCUGGCUGUCUAUAGGUAUAUGGAUACUUCGUUAAUUGAUGUUGAUGUGCAGCCAACUUAUGUUCGGGUAAUGGUUAAAGGAAAGCCAUUUCAGCUUGUCCUUCCUGCAGAAGUCAAACCUGAUAGUAGCUCUGCCAAAAGAUCUCAGACAACAGGACACUUGAUAGUCUGCAUGCCUAAGGUUGGAGAAGUAAUUUCAAGAGGUCAACAAGCAUCCAAAUCUGUGAAAAGUAACUUGGACAGCAGCAGAGAACAAACAAACACAAGACACAGAAAAAUCGAAAAACUAGAAGUAGAUCCUAGCAAGCAUUCCUUCCCUGAUGUGACUCACAUCGUUCAAGAGAAGAAAUGUACAGCCAGAAGAGUUCCCAAAAUUACACCAAAUGAGGAAGACCCAAGCUUUGAAGAUAACCCUGAAGUACCUCCUUUGAUCUGAAACAUCAGGUGGUCUACAUACAACCACCCAGACCCAGUUUUUCUCAAAGAAAGAAUGUGUAUCUAGUACUUACAGGAUAAACAGAGUUCUUUAUCAGAUUUAUCUCUCCUCUUUCUUAGCUCUGAC
Sorex fumeus (smoky shrew) is the source of this 1558-nucleotide messenger RNA. It is a transcript of the gene DNAAF11, whose product is annotated as dynein axonemal assembly factor 11. Gene Ontology annotation, cellular component: cytoplasm. The transcript is spliced from 14 exons. Gene Ontology annotation, biological process: outer dynein arm assembly. The record is from RefSeq and is a predicted model, not a curated record. Gene Ontology annotation, molecular function: protein binding. The coding region runs from base 23 to 1432 and encodes 469 amino acids. Lineage: Eukaryota; Metazoa; Chordata; Mammalia; Eulipotyphla; Soricidae.